AUGGGGUGUGCGCAUGGUCUAGGGCGUUAUGGGUUAGGGGGUGCCAACAAGGAGAAGGGUGUUGGAUUCUGGCUCAUCUGGGAUGAACGUCGCUUGACCCCCCUCAUCCCACAAGAAGCUGGGUUAUGUGGACUGGGCCCAGUUGCUGACCUCGAAGCUUCCCCGGCCCCACUGUCGUCCGCUCGCUCGUGUCGAUUGGCGGCCUCAACUGGUGCCUCAUUGACGGCGAGCACGGCCAGAUCGGUGACACCGACUAGUACGAGGCGGUGGUCUGCCAUGCCCAAGCCAACGCCGUUGCCUCGUGUCAUUCAGUGUAUCACCAGCUGGCGCACCCAGCUCGCCAACGCGAGUGACCAGUACGGUGUCUCGCCCAUCAUCCGUAUCCCCAACGCCGAGGAGUACAUGGUCAAGCGCGCCCUCGACUCUGGUGCCCACGGCGUCACUCGCGGCUACGGCCCUAUGUUCUCUGGCCACUCGUUUGGUGGCUCAGACAGCAAGUACCCGGUCGACACAGAUGCCAGCCUGCUCGUCAUUGUCCAGAGGUCAGGAAGGCAAUGUGGCAAAAAUGCUGCCACUGGAUCCCGUACCAGCGUUAGUGAGGCCUGGGGACGCGCGUUAGAGAACACUAUACAGUUAGGCGCUCAACGUGCAUGA
Apiotrichum porosum is the source of this 654-nucleotide messenger RNA. RefSeq lists its product as uncharacterized. The transcript has 3 exons. Gene Ontology annotation, molecular function: catalytic activity. The record is from RefSeq and is a predicted model, not a curated record. The coding region runs from base 1 to 654 and encodes 217 amino acids. Lineage: Eukaryota; Fungi; Basidiomycota; Tremellomycetes; Trichosporonales; Trichosporonaceae.